This is a messenger RNA of Styela clava, 1333 nucleotides long. RefSeq names its product NTF2-related export protein 2-like. The record is from RefSeq and is a predicted model, not a curated record. Gene Ontology annotation, biological process: nucleocytoplasmic transport. Lineage: Eukaryota; Metazoa; Chordata; Ascidiacea; Stolidobranchia; Styelidae.
GGUGGGUGACCUUAUGUCUUUAUUUAUUGCUUCGCUUUCAAUAAACUAGUCAAGUCGAACCAGUUUCUCCGUGGGUGGAUUUCAGUAAAUAGCGUGAAAAACGGCAAUACCAUCUCCGCCGGGACUCGAACCCGGAACCUCUGGAUUAGAAGUCCAGCGCGCUAUCCAUUGCGCUACGGAGACUACGAGAUCAUUCAAUUCUGAAAUACUAGUUUUGUCACUCGAGCCAACCAAGCGUCACUCUCACUUGAGAGAUUUGAAACGAACACAACACAUGUUAAUUAUCGACGGUGUCAAAGGAAUGGCUGAUCAAGACUCCUUGACCUCUCAAAUAGAAGCAGCUAUUGAAGCAGGAGAGAAAUUUACCAAAAUAUUCUAUGAAACUUUCGACAAGAAGAGACAUAUGAUUAGCAAGUUGUAUCAUGAUACGGCACAAUUGCUAUGGGAAGGGAAUCCGGUCUCUGGGAAAGACGCAAUACAGAAGUUCUUACAGGACCUUCCUGGAUGUUACCACAAUAUAGACUGCUUUGACAGCCAACCAGUUCUUCAACAAUUCACAGAAGGAAAAUCAACAGUGGUAGUUUCUGUAAGCGGAACUGUGAAAUAUGACAGCAAUACGUUACGUGGUUUCACACAAAAUUUUACUCUGACUUCUACAGAUGAUGUAUGGAAAAUUAUAAGUGAUUCUUUGAGGCUGAGAGACCCAUGAUCUUGAAAUGUCCAGCUUCGAAAUUACUUGAGAAAGUGUUUUGCCACAAUUACCUAACAUUCGUCUGAUGCAGGAAUGAACUGAAGUCAAAGUGACCCCGUGACACUGGAGGGCCCUCGGAAGGAUCUAUCAAUUUGCUUGUGAAUGUGAUAGCGACAGAGCCUGUUCAAAUUUUUCGAUCGCGUUGUUCUAUGUUAUAAAUUUUUUUUUAGGCUGAGAGAAAUUGCCCAUUGUCCAGUUUUAAAAUAUCAUAGGCAAAGUUCGAAUCAUGUAUGGGAUAAUUAUGUGUGAGAGGAUUGCUGGAAUCUUCUCAGCCUCAGUGUGGUUCAGUUCUUAAUUAAGUCCAUGCGUCUGGAACAAACAACUGGCUGACUAAUACCAUAACGGACAUAGGCUGGUAUCUGGACAGACAAAAAAUGGUAUGGUUCGCCAUAUGAUUGAGCCAUAUAUUCGAUUUUCCUUUCCCCCGAGAUAAGAAGUGAUAUCUUAUCUUUAUAACAAAUUUUUUUGGGUCACGACUCUGUUUAAUUUAGACUCAUUCAAGUCAAGUUUAUUGGUGUCUAUGUAUAAGUUUUUUGUGUUUCUGUUUUUUGUGACAACAAAUGAACAUUGUCUGACCGAUAA